AUGAGGAAAUGUUAUGGUGGUUUCGAGAACAUUGGGGCCACGGUUGAUGAUUGCAAAAAUUUUAGGAAUCGAAUUAACAGCUAUAUAGGAGAAUAUGACGCUGACAUGGUGAUUAAUAGGAUGACCGACAAAAAAGAGUAUUUAGCUGAUUAUUCAUUUGAAUAUUCUGUUGAUGAUGACAAACGGUUAACUGGUUUGUUCUGGGCUGAUGGGUUAUGCAAGCUGAACUUUAUGGAGUUUGGGGAUGUGAUAUCGUUCGAUGCAACUUUCAAGACAAACAGGUACAAGAUGGUGUUUGUUCCGUUCCUUGGCAUUGACAACCACUGUCGAAAUGUAACCCUUGGAGCUGGGUUGUUGUCAUCGGAGAGCAUUGAAUCCUAUAAAUGGCUUCUGAAUUCAUUCGUAAAGUCAUUUAGGCGGCAGCCAAAGGUUGUAGUGACGGACCAAGACCCUGCUAUGAAACAGGCUAUUGAGGAGGUUUUUUCUACCAGCAGACACCGAUUGUGCAUGUGCCAUAUAAUGAAAAAAGUGGCAGAUAAGGUGUCAAAUUCACAACUCACACUUGUAGAGUUUAUGAAUCAUUUUGACGGUGCAAUGGAGGUCCAAAGGCUCAAUCAUAGAAAGAAUGAUCAUAUUUCAAGAUAUACAGAGCCUGCUAAUUGGAGUGAAACUACUUUGGAAAAAGAUGCUGCUAAGAUAUACACCAGGUCUAUAUUCUUUGAUCAACAAUUAGAGAUUUAUGGAACAAUUUCCGAAUGUUUGCCGAUGGACACCAAAGUCGAGGGUCCACAGAUCAGGAUAUUGUUGAAAGACUUUAAAGCCCAUGGAGAUGGAUUAUUAGAGGUGUGGUUCAAGAAUCUUGAAAACGAUGUAACUGCAUAG
Helianthus annuus (common sunflower) is the source of this 882-nucleotide messenger RNA. Its product is annotated as protein FAR1-RELATED SEQUENCE 5-like. The record is from RefSeq and is a predicted model, not a curated record. Gene Ontology annotation, biological process: regulation of DNA-templated transcription. NCBI's taxonomy places the organism in Eukaryota, Viridiplantae, Streptophyta, Magnoliopsida, Asterales, Asteraceae. The transcript is spliced from 4 exons. The coding region runs from base 1 to 882 and encodes 293 amino acids.